This is a messenger RNA of Melanaphis sacchari, 2161 nucleotides long. Its product is annotated as alpha-N-acetylgalactosaminidase. Gene Ontology annotation, cellular component: cytoplasm. NCBI's taxonomy places the organism in Eukaryota, Metazoa, Arthropoda, Insecta, Hemiptera, Aphididae. Bases 561 to 1889 code for a protein of 442 amino acids. The transcript is spliced from 10 exons. The record is from RefSeq and is a predicted model, not a curated record. Gene Ontology annotation, biological process: glycoside catabolic process; oligosaccharide metabolic process; glycosylceramide catabolic process. Gene Ontology annotation, molecular function: alpha-galactosidase activity.
ACGCAUCACACUAAUAGCUCGUUGCGAACCGAAACGACAGUCGUCGCGAAAGCACACACGCCGUCAGACGUGUCUUUGCUGCAGCCUGAUAGGGCGUAUAGGUAAUAAAAACGAUUGUUACAGCACGAUCGUAGAAUAUUUUACGCGAUCGCGUAAAAAACCGGCGGCGAUAUAAUUUUAAUAUCGCGGCACGGCGUCGUAUACCUACCUACCUGACCGGUCGAGAGGGGAGAAGGAACACAUCACAAAUCACUGCAAACGCGCAUACGGAGUGGACACUGCUCGACGGCGCCGGAAGACGAUGUGCGUGGACAUCAUCGGCGGAUUACAGUGAUCGAUAUUGUUACGGCAUAAUAAUAUCUACCGCUCGAUAUAUGGAACUCGGAAUAUUGGCCCACCACCGAAGACAAUAUUCAAAAACGUUUCUUUUGGCGGACAUGAGUAGUUGAGCUCGGACAUCACCGUACACUCGCGAACAGAUCGCGCGAUUCGCACGCACCCGUCUGCAAGAGGAGCAGCGACAGCCGACAUCUCCACACGAUUGCGCGUCAGAUUAUAACAUGGCAGCUUUUCAAUGGAUAACAGCCUUAACGGUGUUCCAAUUGCUGACAAGCAGUUUUUGUCUGGAAAACGGUUUAGCCAGGACACCUCCGAUGGGAUGGUUAGCGUGGGAAAGAUUUAGAUGCAAUACUGAUUGUAAAAAUGACCCUGACAAUUGUAUAAGCGAGAAACUCUUCAGGACCAUGACAGACCUUGUGAUAUCCGAAGGGUACGCAGCUGUCGGUUAUGAGUACAUAAACGUGGACGACUGUUGGUUGGACUUUUCAAGGUCGUACGACGGUAGAUUACAGCCUGACGCCAAACGGUUCCCCAGAGGAAUGGCUGACCUAUCCGAAUACAUCCAUUCACGAGGACUGAAGUUUGGCAUUUAUGAAGACUACGGUAACUUCACGUGUGCUGGCUAUCCAGGAAUAUUGGGAUCUCUCGAGGUGGACGCAUUCACGUUCGCCGAGUGGAACGUAGAUUUCGUCAAACUGGACGGUUGUUACUCGCUACCUAAAGACAUGGACCAAGGUUACAGCGAAUUCGGUUACCACCUGAACAAAACCGGCAGAGCCAUGGUAUACUCGUGCAGCUGGCCAGUUUAUCAGACCUACGCGGGAUUACAACCCAACUAUUCGGCAAUAACAUCGAGAUGUAACUUGUGGAGAAACUUUGACGACAUCCAAGACUCGUGGGCUAGUGUGGAGAGCAUCAUUGACUACUACGGCGACAACCAAGAUAUCAUUGCGGCCAACGCAGCUCCUGGACAUUGGAACGAUCCAGACAUGUUGAUCAUCGGAAACUUUGGUUUGAGCUACGAACAAAGCAAGGUGCAGAUGGCCAUAUGGGCCAUACUAGCCGCCCCGCUGCUCAUGUCAGUCGACUUAAGGACCAUUAGACCCGAAUACAAAGCGAUUUUACAAAACAAAAAAAUUAUAGCCAUCGAUCAAGACAAAUUGGGAAUUCAGGGCCGCAGGAUUUACAAGCACAAAGGCAUCGAAAUAUGGGCUCGGCCGGUUACUCCGAUUUUCGAGAACUACUUCUCGUAUGCACUCGCUUUCGUCAACCGCAGAACUGACGGUACGCCAUCCGACGUGGCUGUGGCGUUGCAUGAAAUGGGUCUGCUGUCACCCACAGGAUACAGAAUACAAGAUUUGUACGAAGAUGUCGACUACGGAGUACUGUCUCCACAGACUAAGAUCAAGGUCAAAGUGAAUCCCACCGGUGUUGUCAUAUUGAAAGCGGACGUCCAACAGAACUUGAUAAAGCAAAACUUCUACAAACCCUACAAUCCGUUCACGCAAGUUUAUCCGUUAAGGACGAUCAACGAUUUUGUGAAAAAAUGAAACCCGAAUCAUACCAAUGAGACACGCUGAUUCAGCAAUAAUAUCAAAAAUAAAAAAUAAAAAAAAUGAAAUAAAAUAAAAACUAUCAUCGCUGACGUAAGAAUAAGAAUACGGAAUGGAAUGGAGCAUAAAAUUCAUCGGACAACACGCAAUUUUCAAUCCGCUGUAAAUUGUUACUGCUGCUGCCCGGGGGCGUACACUGUACAUGUUAAUAUAAUUUUACUGUAAAAACAAAAAAAUAAAAAAAAUAUAUUUAUAUUUAUGAAACUGAA